CCUGUCCACUGCCGCUUUUUACCUGCCGCAGUGCCGACAAACUCUUUUUACUAAACAUGUAUGAAUGAACCUGUGUCUAAAUAGGCUUAACAGUGUAUUAUAUUAGUGAACUUGUCAUAUGUGGUGUUAGUUUUUGGUCCAGAUCGGAGGCUGAGCCGGUCUCACGCCCUCGAAGGAAUGCGGCAAUUUUAACAACUGCUGAGACCCAACGUUGUGUAGAAUCGACCGAUCACGACAAAUGAUAUAAGAAUUGAAACGACUAUUGCUGCUCGGAUGCUGAGUGUAUUGACAUUUUCCAGGUGAUGCAUCGAGCAUGAGUCGCCGCGCGCGGCCGUGACAUGGGAGCGCAGGCAUGGGCUGGCGCGCCGUGCACCCGCCGCACAUCGCCGCCGGCUUGCUGCUGCUACUGCUGGGGAACCUGCCAGUGACCUGCCACCAAGACCACCAGGAUGCGGUGCACAUCACGGCGAUCCUCGGCGAGAGCGUCGUGUUCAACUGCCAGGUGGACUUUCCUGAGGACAUCCCAGUGCCGUACGUGUUGCAGUGGGAGAAGAAGGUAGGCGAAACGGGACAGGAUAUUCCCAUCUACAUCUGGUACGAGAGCUACCCGACCCACAGCGGGGAGGGCUACGAGGGGAGGGUGUCGCGCGUCGCCCCGGACUCACCGUAUGGCGCGGCCAGUCUCAACCUCACCAAUAUACGGGAGUCAGACCAGGGCUGGUACGAGUGUAAGGUGGUGUUCCUCAACCGGUCCCCCAACCAGCACAAGAACGGCACCUGGUUCCACCUGGACGUGCACGCGCCACCGAGGUUCUCCAUCACACCGGAAGACAUUAUAUACGUUAAUUUAGGUGACGCCAUAAUCCUCAACUGCCAGGCAGAGGGCACUCCCACACCUGAAAUCCUCUGGUACAAGGACGCGAACCCAGUCGAACCUUCAGGAACCGUGGGCAUCUUCAACGAUGGCACGGAACUGCGGAUCAGUAACAUCAGACCUGAUGACAUUGGAGACUAUACAUGCAUCGCGAGAAAUGGCGAGGGCCAGGUGUCGCAUACAGCGCGGGUCAUCAUCGCCGGUGGAGCUGUCAUCACCAUGCCUCCAACCAAUCAAACCAAGCUAGAAGGGGAGAAAGUUCAGUUCUCCUGUGAAGCCAAGGCCCUACCCGGGAAUGUGACAGUGAAGUGGUUCAGAGAGGGGGCUCCAGUGGCCGAGGUGGCAGCCCUGGAGACCAGGGUCACAAUCCAGAGAGAUGGCGCGCUGGUCAUCAAUCCUGUUGCGGCUGAUGACUCAGGGCAGUACCUGUGUGAAGUCUCCAAUGGGAUCGGGAAACCACAGAGCGCUUCGGCCUAUUUGAAUGUUGAAUACCCCGCCAAAGUGACGUUCACCCCAACCGUACAAUACCUGCCGUUCCGCCUCGCUGGCGUCGUCCAGUGCUACAUAAAGGCCAACCCUCCUCUUCAAUAUGUGACCUGGACUAAGGACAAGCGACUGCUGGAGCCGUACCAGACGAAGGACAUCGUGAUCAUGAACAACGGCUCUCUUCUGUUUACCCGCGUCAAUCAGAAUCAUCAGGGAAGGUACACGUGCACACCGUACAACGCUCAAGGCACGCAAGGAUCUUCAGGCCCAAUGGAAGUGCUGGUGAGGAAACCUCCAGCGUUCACCGUGGAACCGGAGCCUUUGUAUCAGAGAAAGGUGGGCGAAUCAGUAGAGAUGCAUUGCGAGGCACAAGAGGCGGAGGGCACGCAGCGGCCCAGCGUGACGUGGCGGCGGCGCGACGGGCUGCCGCUGCAGAAGACGCGCGUGCGGGCGCUCGGUGGGAACAUCACCAUAGACACGCUGCGGAGACAGGACUUCGGCAUCUACCAGUGCGUCGCGUCCAAUGAGGUGGCGACGAUCGUGGCGGACACGCAGCUGGUGAUCGAGGGCACGCAGCCGCACGCGCCCUACAACGUGUCGGGCGCCGCCACCGAGUUCCAGGUGGCGCUGCGCUGGCAGGCGGGCUACGCGGGCGGCCCGGACUACAAGCAGGACUACACCAUCUGGUACCGCGAGGCCGGCUUCUCCGACUGGACCAAAGUGCCGGUCACGCCCUCGGGGGCCACUUCUGUCACCAUAAACAGACUUCAACCCGGGACCACCUACGAGUUCCAGGUCAACAGUAAGAACACCAUUGGAGAAGGCAUGAUGAGCAAAGCAAUAACCAUCAGAACUUUAGAUGUAGGCGCCAAGCCGAAAGCGCCACCGACCCCCGCGGGGCCCGUGGACGAAAAGAUAUUUCAGAACGCGCCUGAAGGCUCCGGUCCGAAGUCCGGCCCCCCGCGGAACCUGACGGUGACUGAGGUCCACAACGGCUUCCUCAUCACGUGGCAGGCGCCGCUGGAGCGCGCGCCGCUGGUGCAGUACUACACCAUCAAGUACCGCACCGACGCGCAGUGGAAGACCCUCAACCGGGGGCAGAUACGGCCCGAGGAGACCAGCUAUUUAGUCAAGAACCUAGUUGGCGGACGGACGUACUACUUCCGAGUGUUGGCCAACUCCGCGACCAGUUACGAGAGCUCCGAAGAGGUGAAGUUCCCGGUGCCGGCACGGGUCAAGCACAAAGCGAUCACGGCCGGCGUGGUGGGAGGAAUACUGUUCUUCAUCGUCGCCAUCAUACUGUCUGUAUGCGCGGUCAAGAUCUGCAACAAAAGGAAGAGAAGAAAGCAGGAGAAAGCAUACAACAUGGUAGCCGCGCGCCUCACCGACCUUCGCGCCGCUCAAAGCACUCAAGUGCCUUUUAAGAAAUUUAGAGAACGCGGAAUAUCGGGUAUAGUGCAGUGUUUGCGCUUCACCGCUAACUGGGUGUGGCCGGCGUCGCGCUGCGGCGGCGCGGCGCAGUACUGGCCGGCGCCCGCCGCCUCCCCCGCGCCCCCCGCCUCCCCCGCGCCCUCCGCCUCGCCCGCGCCCUCGCCCGCGCCCUCCUCCUCCGACGACGGCGGCUUCCUGCCGCGCCUGCGCGCCCCGCUGCGGCCCUCCGCCGCGCCGCCGCUCGUGCGGGCCUCCUCGCCCGCCCUGGCCGUGCACUGGCCGCCCUGGCCGCCGUGGCCGCCCUGGGCCGCCGCCUGGACGCCCUGGUCGCCGCUGCACGUGUCCGACCUCAGCUCGGUGCCGUUCCCGAGCUCGGCGGAGAGCUCGUUCCCGACGCCGCCGUCGCCGUUCCGGCUGCGCGCGCUGCGGCUGGAGGCGGCGGCGCGCGGUGGGCGGCGCCGCGAGCGGGCCGCGCCGCGCCACGCGCGCCCGCCGCCGCACGAGGCCUCGCCCGAAAGCCGCAGCUCGUCCAGCGGGUUCGGCAGCAAGAACGCGUCGUCGUCGCAGCACAACCGCAGCAGCCGCGCGGGCAGCCUGGCGGAGUGGCGGCCGCCGCCCUACCGGCCGCCGCCGCCCGCGCCGGCGCCGCGCCCGGCCUCCGGCGACGCGGGCUCGGUGGACGUGCACUACGAGUGGGACCGCGCCACGCGCACGCCCACGCCCUCCACCCCGGAGCGACCGCGGCCGCGCCCGUCGCGGGACGAUGUCGAAGCCCGUGUGCGAGCCAUGAAAGAGGAAUUCUUGGAAUUCCGCAAGCGGCAGGCGCUGCGCCGCCGCUCGCCGGAGCCGCUGUCCGCGCCGCCGCCGCUGUCGCAGCUCCCGCCGCUGUCGCAAUUGCCGCCGUUGUCCCAACUCCCGCCGCUGUCACAGUUGCCGCCGCUGUCGCUGUCGUCGGCGCCCGCGGAGACGGUGUGUUGAGGCCGAAGCCGCAGACCCACCGAUCCCCGAUUCCAAUAGGAAGAACUUUUGAAAGAUUUCUUUUGAACGCGCUCGUUAAUACGUCUCACUUGUGAGACGACUGUAAAGUAGCAAAGUCAGUAAGCUUGAUAACCUACUGUUCGAAAACUCGACACUCAAUACAUUUUGGGUUCCGAACGAACGACGCUCGAUCUCUACGAUUAGUGAAAACGAUCAUAUUCGCUAAGUACUAAGUCUGAUAUUGAUUUGACAUUAUCACACCUCCGCCUAGCUGUAACAUUUAUUGGGCACGCGUAGCUAUCCCUACAUGCUAAUUAGCUCGGUCAUAUGUUAUGAUUUAAGUAACGCAAUCUAUCCGAGACGGGGAUGAUAACUCGAAGUAGAAGAUUUGAUACGUUCACUGUUUAAGUAGUGUUAAUUCAAAACAUCCCACCUACGAAACCGGCGCGUCGCCGGUGAUAUUAUAAAGUAAUUAGGUUAUUUAGAAACGGUUCCAGUCACACGACGCUACAUGACUGUCAUAAUGUACGUAUGUAAAGUGGAUGCAGUGGCGUCACGGCCUCGCGCCGCCUGCCUCAUUUGUCUGAAAAUGUCAAUUAAGCAGUCGAUAUAACUGUAUUUACGCCAUAGAAAUCUGAAAAACAAUUCAGAUUUCUGGGCACCUUUCCAUAGGGACGGCCGCUGCGAGUCCAUAUUGGGUUUAAUAAUAUUUUUUUUAAGUUAAAUUUUUUGACAUAAUCAACGUUUAGCAUAAUGAUUUUAGAUUAAAAAAUUAUGCGACACGAUAUUUAUGUCAAAAAAAAAAUAUGUUAUCUUCGAAAUACCAUUAAAAUUUAUAAAAUCCAGUAUGGACCCCGCUGUGGGUAUACCAUGCGAGGUGAGGGCAGGCGGCGCGCGCGCAAACGCACCUAAACGCUUUAGGUAUGAGCGGGGAGGCAUCCACGACACCGCUCAUACCAAUUAUAUUGUAGUUAUUAAAUAAUUAAUUACGAAGAACGCGCGAGCGGACUCCGAGUGGCGAAGCUAUACGCGCCACACGGAGUCCGCCCGGCGUUUCUAUAAUAUGCAACAAAAUAAUCAUAAGUAGACACUAGACAUAAUUACUGUAGAUCGAAACAAAACAUAUUAACUGAAUUGUUUUAUUGUUGAAUGAUUUAUUUCGAGUACAAAUUUAUUAAUUUUAUGUUAUUGUACUUAGGUGCCGUGUAUAAUUUAUAUACUGUAAAUAUGUAAAAAUAUUAGAUAACAUACACUUAUUUAUUUAGGUAUGGCAUGAUUGAGGUUCUGACCUUUUGGCGGGAACGGUGCCGCACCCCGACGCCGUCUUACGACUAAGUUAAAUUAUUAUACUCAAUGUUAUUUUAGUUAAAUAUGUUUGACACGAUUAAUUAGUGUUGAUUAAUGAUAUUAUCAAAGUUUUUAUCAGGUAUUCUGCAACAACGACCUUAAGAUAGGUACCUGUUAUUUUCUUGCCUAUUUUUCCAUGGUGGAAUUUCAAAGUUAUUUCGUUUAGUUAAUAACAAUAAAAUAUCAUCGUGUCUCUAUCGGUUCCUGAAACAUCCCACCUAUAGUUGAUCAGUCAGAACAAAGACUGUUUAGUGUUACGUUUGUUAUAAUAGCUUUACUUUUCCCUCGUCAGUGCAUACUUUAUGUUUAAUAUGCACAUUACAUUAUGUUUCAGCUAUGAUUUUUAUAUACAAUUUUAACAAAUAUUAUAUAGUUGAUAUAAGAACCUCAUAAGAAAUAAGUAUAAAAAUGUACGCUUUAAAGAAAUUGAAAUAAAUUAAUCAUAACAAAUAGAUAGGUCUGUACGAUAAGGAGUACUAGUAGUUAUGUAUGUGCGUGCAUGAGCGUUGAAGCGGGCGGCUGCAGGAGUGCGGAGCCCACUAGCGAUACCUAUCUAUCGACAAUGUUGACUUGCAGGGAACCAUCGCCAUAGAAUUUAAAAAAAUAUACGUUAAAAUGUUUCUUUGUAACGUCAAGACCUCUACAGCAAAUUCACUGCGGAUGUUGACAAUUUAACGCGACAUAUUUUCCAUUUUGAAUUAAAUUAUUAUAAUUAAAUAACUCUUGCCAUAGUGAUACACGUUAGAAUAUUAGGAUCGACAACUCGUGCAAUAAAUAAGCAGCUGUUCAAUAACAUAAUAAUUAUAAUAUAUUAUGUCAAACAUGCUCAAUUUUUUCGACUGACCAACUGUAAAAAGUACGAUUAAAAUAAAUCGAAAUUUCGUGGGACGCGAUCGAAUUUAUACUUCCUUGUAGGUACAGUUUUGCCGAGUGGUUUGUCGGACGGACGACUUUAAAUUUAGCGCGAAAUCCAUCAUUAAUUUUUUAUCAGUCAUAAUUAAUUUAGCCCGAUACCGUUGGGAUCAAAUGAAAAUUGUGAAUACAGUGGGCAACAUAUAAGGUACACCAUCUCGAUACGUGCGUACUGUACCCAUAAUACGAGGUGAUAUUCUUUGCUCGUGGCCCACUGUACAUUGAUAAAUAAAAUUAGCGUCGACUAUCGCAGAAAGCAAUUAACGCACGACACAUCCUUUUACUACGAAACUCAUACAAUUGUCGUAGUAUACCUUUAAAUAAUUGUAAAUAACAUUGUUUAUUCAAUAUUUUCAUGUUUCGCAAACGGUUCACGACCCAAUCACAUCGCACAUUUGCGUAGGUACACGAUUUACCUUCUUAGCAUGUUGUAGGUUUUAUAUUAAGUAUACCUUAUCCUGGACUUCCUUGUAACAAGCUAUUCUAUUACAUGAGGCUAGAAAUCUGACUCCCUAAGGGCGCGUUCCCACGAUGUCAAGACGGUUUUUCGGACAAGGUUUCGUCCCUCACUGUGUCCAAUAUCGAAUAAUCCAACCCAAUUAUAAUUUUGCAAGAUAUUACCCCAAUUAUAAUACCAUUCAGUUCAAUUAUACCGCCAUUAACAGGUGGUAUAUUCAAAUAGAAUUCUAUUAUAAAUACUCUCUUGCAUGACACGCGCGACGACGUUUUUAUCGCGCGAUAAACUAUCGCUGUUUCGCUUUUACUAUAACGGGAAACGAGACAGCGAUAGUUUAUUGCGCGAUAAAAACGCACCGCAGAAACUUUAAACCGCAUCUGUCUAUCUGACGUCACGACAAAUUGGGAACGUAGUCUUAACAGUAUGUUAACUCACGUGGACAGAUUCCAAUACCCCAAAGCGUAUAUUUGAUUCCGCCAUCACUAAGACGUUUUUUAGGGAAAAUGUCGAAUCGAAAUGAAUUUUGUCCGUGAUUCUCUGCCCACGGAGUAUAGCAAAUAUCAAGAGACGUACCUAACUACUAAACUAGAUUUAAUUUUGUCACUUUGUAACGUACCUACAAAAAUAAGUAACAAAAAUUAAUAUAUAUAUAGCUCAAACCAUGUGAUAUCUAGUCUUUUCCAUUAUAAAGAAUUUUUCUUUUAAGUCCUGAAGCAAAUUGAUUUAAAAUAGUAACAUCAAUUUGGCUUCACAAGACUACAUAAUUUAAUCGUAAUGGCGUGGGUUCAACCACUUAAGUUGAUUAAUUAACUAACCAAUAACUGGAUCGUGUUAGUCAUAAAGUUAUUUCAUGAAAUACGGACGAAAAGUGAUUAAAGCGUUUCAGAAAAUAGCCUAAAAUCCUUCGACAUUUUCUAUAGACUAAAAUGAAAAAGAUAGCAAUAUAUUAGACUAAUGUAACUAAAACGUAUAUAUCAGUUUGUAUAAAAUAAUGGAAAAUAAGUAACAAAAUAAUGUGCACAUGAGCAGUUUGUGGUCCUUAGUUACGAGUAAGGCCUCUGCACAAUAUAUCUCGGCACAAUAACGGUUUACUCGUUUUUUCAGAUAUCGUACAGCACUUUACUGUAAUCCGAUGUAACCACGAUAAGUUCGCCUCGUUGAGAUCAAAAUGCACAAGCUACAUUUUUAUAAAUCGGAUUAUAAAUUAUUUUAAUUAUUUUUUUUUAGAAUAUUUUUAGUUAUAUAAGUGUUGAGAUCAUGUGUUUACUGUGUAAGCACAGAAGGAUUCAAUUCAAAAAAUAAAAUACAAUAACGUUGCUAUGAUUA
Messenger RNA from Amyelois transitella, 7811 nucleotides. It is a transcript of the gene tutl, whose product is annotated as protein turtle. The transcript is spliced from 18 exons. NCBI's taxonomy places the organism in Eukaryota, Metazoa, Arthropoda, Insecta, Lepidoptera, Pyralidae. Gene Ontology annotation, cellular component: plasma membrane; axon. Bases 353 to 3769 code for a protein of 1138 amino acids. Gene Ontology annotation, biological process: dendrite self-avoidance; axon guidance; homophilic cell-cell adhesion. The record is from RefSeq and is a predicted model, not a curated record. Gene Ontology annotation, molecular function: cell-cell adhesion mediator activity.